Colletotrichum higginsianum IMI 349063 is the source of this 786-nucleotide messenger RNA. RefSeq lists its product as uncharacterized. The record is from RefSeq and is a predicted model, not a curated record. The coding region runs from base 1 to 786 and encodes 261 amino acids. The transcript has 3 exons. NCBI's taxonomy places the organism in Eukaryota, Fungi, Ascomycota, Sordariomycetes, Glomerellales, Glomerellaceae.
AUGACAUACCAGAGUCACUCAACGCCCCAAAAACCGUUCAAAAGUCUGCCUCUGUCUCUGCCCACCGUUUAUUCCUCCUCUUUCAACUUAAUCAUCGCCCUCAUGCACUCAUCCGCUAGACACAUCGCAAAGCAAAUCGCUACUCACCCCGAAACCAAGUCAAUCGCAAAGCAAUUCCAGAGAAACAUGGCUUCAGGCACUCCCUCCGACACGGCCAAGGUCCAGGCCUCGGCCGACUCGAACGCGCCCAGCUUCGAGUCCGUCGGCAUCAAGAACAACAGCAUCAACCAAAAGUCCGGCGUCUCACUGUCCCAGCAGCAGAAGGUCCUGGUUGGCAGCGUGCUCGAUCUCUUCGAGGGUAACCCGACUCUGAAGCAUCUGUCCCUGUGGUCCAAGAACGCCACCUUCCAGGACAACAUCACCGUCGCCGAGGGGUUCGACAAGUACGCGGCCCAGUGGUACGGACUCCCGGCGCUGUUCAACCCCAUCAAGAUCCAAUCGCACACCGUCACCUCGGCCGGCAACCCGAUCGAGCUCGAGCUGAAGAACAGCUACACCGUCAAGGGCGUCAAGACCGAGCAGACCAUGGAGAGCGUCGUGCAGAUCCAAGUCGGCGACGACGGCAAGAUCGUCAAGGUCAACGACAAGUGGAACAACAGCCUCCCCGAUGGCGCUUUCUCUCAGGCUUUGCGUAAGUUGAACGCCGUCACGGUGCCGGCGUUUGUCAAGGUUCCCAAGAACGAGGAGGAGGACCAGAAAUUGAAGGCCGAGCGGGAGAAGCAGUAA